GUCUAAGUAAUUGCAUGCCUCAAAAGUCAAAAGAUAAAAAUAACAAUGAAGGCGGGGAAGAGCAAGGGCACUAUUAGAAUUUAUGACACAAGGGGAGGGGUAAAUACGUCCAAUUCGAGUACGAAGAGGAGAAUGCUAGGGUUCCAGUCGAAUGCGGGACAUAUAAAUACGUUUGUAUCUUGGCAGUCGCAGAAUUCAAUAGCCUCUCUUGAAAUCUCGGUUGAAUCGAAUCGGAACAAUGGGCGUUUUCACUUUCGUGUGCAAAAGCUCCGGCGACGAGUGGUGCGGCAAGCAGAUCUCCGGUGACUUGGAGGCAUCUGCGGGUUCCACCUUCGACCUGCAGAGGAAGCUCGUUCAUGAUGUUCUCGCCACCGAUUCCUCCGGCGGAGUUAGGUCUUCGUUCUCGCUCAUCUCUCCCAGCUCUGCCGUUUUCCAGGUGAUCGUCGGUGGCGCUGUUGCAGGCGGAGGGUUCACCAGCAGCGGUGGUGGCGGUGGCGCAGGAGCAACAGCAGCGGCCGCAGCGGAGCCUGCAGCAGAGGAGAAGAAGAAGGAAGAGGAGAAAGAGGAGAGCGACGAUGAUAUGGGUUUCUCGCUGUUCGAUUAGGUUUUUCUUUACGCAGUAUUUGUCUGUUUUAGUUAUCGUUUUUUAGCAGCUAUGGAUGGAUUUCCUUAUUUCUACAGUAUCAAUGUUUAAAGGGGGGUUUCUGGGAUAUUGAGAAUUUUGAGAAAUUCCCUAGUUUAAGUUCACAAUUUUUGAUCUUGAUGAUUAUACAUCAAUGUGUUUUUGCAUUAGCUGUGUUCUUGAUCGAUGCUUGCUAUAAUUCAUGAUUAAAUAACUUAGGAUAGCGUAGCCCAUCGUUAUAUGCUUCUCUCAGUAUGGUUAGCUUACCUAGGCUGCAGAAUUGAAGUUUCCUUCUGGCAUUGUGAAGGAAGUUCCAUGAUCAUAGCCAAAACCCUUCUGGGUAAAGGUUUACAAAGGAACGGGAAUUAGGUUUUGAAAUUAUCAUGCUGUCUUUUGCCACAGCCAUGGCUUUCGUGGCUUGUCAAGUGUUACUGUGUUGUUUGUUUGAUCCAAGG
This is a messenger RNA of Linum tenue, 1077 nucleotides long. The record is from the annotation of a GenBank genome assembly. Lineage: Eukaryota; Viridiplantae; Streptophyta; Magnoliopsida; Malpighiales; Linaceae.